Diceros bicornis minor is the source of this 3562-nucleotide messenger RNA. RefSeq names its product collagen type XXV alpha 1 chain (gene COL25A1). Lineage: Eukaryota; Metazoa; Chordata; Mammalia; Perissodactyla; Rhinocerotidae. Bases 1 to 2010 code for a protein of 669 amino acids. The record is from RefSeq and is a predicted model, not a curated record. The transcript has 37 exons.
AUGCUGGUGAAGAAGCAUGCAGGGAAAGGAGGGGGCCGGGAGCUGGGCACCGAGGACCCGAGCCCCGCCGGGCAGCGCUGUGCCCGGACCGUGCCCGUGUGCACGGCCCUGGCGGCCCUCCUGUCAGUGGUGGCCGUGAUGUCUUGUCUGUACCUGGGGGUGAAAACCAACGACCUCCAGGCGAGGAUCGCCGCUCUGGAAUCAGCCAAAGGGGACCCUUCCAUCCGUCUGCUGCCUGAUUGCCUGGAUCAGCUCAAAGCAGUGGUGCAAGAGAAAGUGGAGCGACUUCUGGCCCAGAAAUCCUAUGAACAUAUGGCUAAAAUAAGAAUCGCAAGAGAAGCACCUUCCGAGUGCAACUGCCCAGCAGGCCCUCCGGGGAAACGAGGUAAGAGGGGCCGAAGAGGAGAAUCUGGUCCUCCUGGUCAGCCCGGUCCUCAGGGCCCACCUGGUCCAAAAGGUGAUAAGGGAGAACAAGGGGAUCAGGGACCUCGGGGUCUGCCAGGCUUCCCCACAGUUGCCGCUCUGCACAGUAAUCAGAUCCUCACCGUCAAGGGUGACCAAGGGCAGGCGGGGCCUCCAGGACCUCCAGGCCCUCCGGGCCCCAGAGGGCCUCCUGGGGACACAGGGAAAGACGGCCCCCGUGGAAUGCCAGGAGUGCCCGGUGAACCAGGGAAACCAGGAGAACAAGGCUUGAUGGGUCCUCUGGGGCCUCCAGGACAAAAGGGUCCUGUUGGAGCACCUGGCAUUCCAGGGAUGAAUGGGCAAAAGGGCGAGCCUGGGUUGCCUGGAGCGGUAGGACAGAACGGAAUACCAGGGCCAAAGGGAGAACCUGGAGAACGAGGAGAAAAGGGAGAUGCUGGAGAGAAUGGCCCCAAAGGUGACACAGGAGAAAAGGGUGACCCUGGAUCGUCUGCUGCAGGAAUUAAGGGAGAACCUGGAGAAUCUGGUCAUCCAGGGCAAAAGGGUGAACCAGGGCUUCCUGGGCUGCCUGGACUUCCGGGGAUAAAGGGAGAACCGGGUUUCAUUGGUCCUCAGGGGGAACCAGGCUUACCAGGGUUACCAGGAACAAAGGGUGAACGCGGGGAGGCAGGGCCUCCUGGAAGAGGCGAGCGAGGGGAGCCUGGAGCCCCUGGACCGAAGGGUGAUCGUGGAGACAAAGGGGACUCUGGAGACCUGGGACCAAGGGGUCCACCUGGUCAAAAGGGGGAUCAAGGAGCUACCGAGAUCAUAGACUACAAUGGCAACCUCCACGAAGCUUUGCAGGGUCCCCCUGGACCACCUGGACCUCAAGGAGUACAAGGGCCAAAGGGAGAGCCAGGAUCUCCAGGAAUCCCAGGAGCUGAUGGAGAGCAGGGACUCAAAGGCUCAAAGGGAGACAUGGGGGACCCAGGUAUGCCAGGUGAAAAAGGAGGAAUUGGACUUCCUGGAUUACCGGGUGCCAAUGGAAUCAAAGGAGAGAAAGGAGACUCCGGGCUGCCGGGUCCUCAGGGUCCUUCCAUCAUAGGCCCACCAGGCCCACCAGGUCCCCAUGGCCCACCAGGCCCCAUGGGACCCCAUGGACUUCCUGGACCAAAGGGUGAACCAGGGUUAAAUGGUGUUAAAGGAUUGAAGGGUGAACCAGGUCAAAAGGGUGACAGAGGACCCCUUGGUCUUCCAGGAGCAUCUGGCUUAGACGGAAAGCCAGGAUCCCGGGGUACAGAUGGCCCUAUGGGACCCCAUGGCCCUGCAGGUCCCAAAGGAGAAAGAGGUGAAAAAGGAGCUAUGGGAGAGCCUGGACCCAGAGGGCCCUACGGUCUUCCUGGGAAAGAUGGAGAGCCUGGUCUUGAUGGCUUCCCUGGUCCACGAGGCGAGAAGGGUGAUCUGGGAGAAAAGGGAGAAAAGGGGGAAAAGGGAAAGAAAGGCAAAAAGGGGCCUAAAGGGGAGAAAGGCGAGCAGGGGGCCCCUGGACUAGAUGCGCCUUGCCCGUUGGGGCCAGAUGGAUUACCCAUGCCUGGCUGUUGGCAAAAGUGAUGAAUCUAACCUUCUGAGCAUGAAGUUGUGUAUAUAAUGGUCCACUUUUUAUAUUUAUAGUUGAAAACCGAAUUGCAGAUUUUACAAGUCUGAGAUAUGUUUACAUAUAGCUGCUUCUUUCUGUUUGCAGUAGAACAUAUGUCCAUCUUUUCUUCACUUACAUCUGAAAUUGGGCAAUAUGUGACACCAGUGAGGAGCCUGCAAAAAAUAUAGAUCAGUGUCUCUUUAUCUUAUGUGAAGAGGUGUAUUGAUAAGGACGCAUCAGCGAUAGAGAAUGAUUGUUCUUGCUGUUUUCUUACUGUAGGCUUGUUAAUUGCAUGGACAAAAAGUGCCAUGAAGUAGUUUACAUGAAAUUGUGACCAAAUGCGGACUCAAAACCAUGAAAAUGUACUCGCUUGCCUGGCUGAUUUAGAGUCUGUCAUCACAUCCCUACUCACCUUCACUGUUAGCAUUGAUUGACACCCACACCACCCACUGAAACUGACUAAAAAGCAUGCCGUGUGCCAUACUGGCUCCUGGUUGUACACCUUGAGAUGCUAGCAUGCUGCUUGAUGAGUCCUUUGAUCACAUCUGAGCUUUUAUUUCUUUUGUCAUCUCAAGGGGGUGACACCAUGGCUGAUUGCCAAAAAGAGAUAAGGUGAUGGAGAGCACACACUCAAAUGGUCUUGUAUUUUGAGGGAGUUGCAGUCCCUGACUGCAGAUCUGCAGCUCCCAGUCUUGUGGCUCACGGGGCCACCUUGGUUGAAACAUCAAGGGGCUGAGCUGGUUGCCGCCGCCAGUUUUCCUUGGGCUGCCCUUGGCAGUGAAGAUAAAGGAAGAGGACCAGGUCAGCAUCCUGCGCUGUCUCUCGUGUGACCAAGUAGGAAAGAGAUUUAUGACUGCAGGCACCCAGAACAGCAGACUUGUUUUUUUUUUUUUUAAUAAACUGAAUUCUAGCAAGUGUUAAUAGGGGUGCUUUUGGAAAAUGACAGAGGCAUAUAGCACUUCUUUGGGUAGGAGAUUCUUGGAAUGGCAGCCUCUGUUGCUGAAGACAAAGGGUGUGUACAUCCCACCAAAGCUCAGGUCGCUGAAGAAGUAACAAGUCCCAAGGUGGGCUCGGCUGACAUAACGUCUCCUGAAGAUGGAGGAGAACUCACCCUGUGGUCUCUACCGGAGCUGGUGUGAGAGCUUCCCUGCCUUCCAACCCAUUUCAAACAUCUUCUACAAUGUUCUAGAAACAGAAGGAUAUUUUCCAUUCUUUUUAGUACUUUUCUUUUUUAGUCCCAGGAGUAUUAAGAAAAGAUUUGUUUCAGUUCUUGUCACAUUUGUUUUGAACAAUUUUUUUUAAAGAAAAGUCUUCAAAUCCUAAUAACUUGCUCCCAACAGUCAAGAUGGCCUUUUAUGAAUGCCUCUCUUGUUCCAAAUAAUGGAAGAGAAUGUAAAACAAACUCCACUUUCAGUUCAGUCAUUGUAAAGCAUCAAAGUGAAGCAAUUUUUUCAGUACUUUUUGACUUUUUUCAUAUGAUGAAUAUAGCAUACAUAGUGAUUAUCACUUAAGAUAAAAUCAAGAUUU